Messenger RNA from Platichthys flesus (European flounder), 3348 nucleotides. It is a transcript of the gene caprin2, whose product is annotated as caprin family member 2. Bases 138 to 2750 code for a protein of 870 amino acids. Gene Ontology annotation, molecular function: signaling receptor binding. The record is from RefSeq and is a predicted model, not a curated record. Gene Ontology annotation, biological process: positive regulation of canonical Wnt signaling pathway. Gene Ontology annotation, cellular component: cytoplasm. Lineage: Eukaryota; Metazoa; Chordata; Actinopteri; Pleuronectiformes; Pleuronectidae. The transcript is spliced from 21 exons.
GUACGAGCUGACUCCGGCGUGGCCUCUGCGAGCUGAACAUCGCGGUCAGUGGGGGAAGCUGUGUUUGGUGUUACUCGGAUGUCCAGCGGCCGUCUUGUGAAGACCCGACACGCACGAGCCAGAGACACGAGCCCAGCAUGGUGCAGCUGUGUCUGUCCCCUACUGAGGAUGUCACCACCCCACUUGAGCGCUCAGAGGAGGGCAGUGAAAGGCAGGAAGACCCCAUGAUGGCUGCUAACCCAAACGUUGAGCUGAACACCUUGCAGCUCAAUCUGGAGGUCACCACGGUCUACAAUGGCUAUGAAACCUACAUAGAAGAUGGACUCAUCUGCCUUAAACACAAAGUCCGCAACUUGGAGAAAAGAAAGCUAAAACUGGAAGACUACAGGAAAAGGCUGACCAGGAGUGAGGAACUAAACAAAGAUCAACUUGCGGCUGUGGAAAAGUAUCAGGAGGUGUUGCAUAACCUGGAACUUGCUCAGGAGCUACACAAAACCCUAGACGACUUGACUCAGAGUUUGCUGAAAUCCCAGAAGAAGGCAGUGAAAAAGGAGCAGGUUGAAAAGGUGGAGGUGGAGAGGAGGCGUCUGGGAACAGUGCUUCAGAUACAGAAUCUUCUCCACAGCCUGCAACAUGAGCAUAUUAGGAGAGACUUGCUGGUUGGACACAAUCAGGCCCCCCACAUCUCAGCCCACCAGCUGCGCAGCCUAGGUCAGCUUGCCACCCUGCUCGGAGUCAAGAGGAAUAACCAACUAAAUUUAGGGGAACAGAUGGAACAGGCAGCUGUGGUGUUCUCAGACUUGUUGGAGGGGAUAGACAAGCCUGUUGCUGGAUCCACAUUUAAGCUGUUGAAAGAGGAGCUCACAAGGCUGUUAAAUAGCAAAUACUUCAGUUGUCUUCUACCCAACAAGACUCCUGAGGUGUUCCCGAGCAAAAUCAGCCACAGCACUAUAUCGAAGUCAAAACGAAAUGAAACGAAAGUUUCUAAUGAGAACUGGAGGGAGGAUUUUGAGGCCAUAAGAAAUAGGGAGCCUCUUGACAACUGGGAUAUGGAGUGCCCAGUCCACAAACCAUGGAAAGGAGCUGCUACUUAUAUCUACAAAGUCCCCACCAAGAAACGAUCCGACUGCAAACAGAAAAAAGAGAAGAAAGCCAAGGGAGAGCAAAAUGCCAAGUUGGCAGUACACAUGGACAAGCCCGUGGUAGUUUUUAACUCUCGGUCUACCUUACCCAAAGACUCCAUCCUGAGGAAGCAGCAAAUGGAAGACUUCAUGACAAAGAUCCAUGGCUCCUUCAGUUUCAUGCAGGACUCUGUCCUUGAUAGUGAGAGCCCCUCUAACAAUGGCCACCCUGGACUGAAGAGACAGUCAUCUGGAUUGCCCUCUCCUCUGGUAGUUCAGACAGACUUGAGAAGCCCAGCUGAUGUCCUGCACAAAGCAAUUCAUUCCACCCCACUGCCUACGAGGCUUAUGGAGCCCAGUCUGACCACUGGAGAUCAGAGCCUGGAGUCCAGUAACCUGGAGCUCUCCGCAAAGGACCUGCCUCAUGAGCCGUUUCAGUUGGCUGAUAAAAAGGCAUUUCCCUCACCGCCACUGUACCGCAGGGAGUCCAUCAUUUCUGUCUGCCUAGAUGAGAGGAGCCAUCCUCGUACACCUGUUGCUGAGUUUGAGCCCACCACAUUACAUAAGCAUUGUCCAUGCAAUGGGGUGGGAUCUUGCACCCCUACCAGCCCUCAGAAACAGACUUUUUCUACACCCUCCAACAGGAGAACUCUCCCCUCUGCACAAUUUCAGGACAUCCAUUCAGUCUUCAAGGUGAAUACAUCCUCUCCCCACAAUAGGGAACUGAACUACAAACCAGAGUCUGAAGUUUUCUCUGAGUGCAGUUACAGUACUGCCAGUACACAAACCCCACCUGAGUUUGCUCCCUCAGAAGAACCACAGCCCAUGUACCAGUCAGAUUAUAUAGUGGGAAAUGAUGUGCAGAUGUUCCUGUCCCCUGGCCCCUCAGGAGGAGGCAUGUGUCGACCUGGUCAGUCAUACUACAUUAGAGGAUCGGUGAGAGGAGGAUCCUACAUUCCCCAGGCUCAUCUCAGGGAUUCUGGUCCUGUCCCCUAUUCUGUAAGGGACCCUGGAUACCAACACAAAAAUGAAGGAGGGAGGCCUAACUCUAGUGCAGCAUGGAGUGACUGUUCCCAGUUGAGUAGCCCAGACCGGGAGGGAUCCUUCACCAUUGUUGACUCUGGGCUAGGGGACUCAUUGUCAGUCUCCACGGUGGAGGUCUCACUUACUCCGCACAGCCAACACCACCCUGCAAUGUUACCAAUGCAACUCUACCCACUCUCCCAGCCUCUGCAAGUGGCCUUCACUGCCUCUCGCACUGACAACUUUGCCCCGUGUAAUCUGGACCAACCUAUUGUGUUUGACCAGCUACACAGCAAUCUGGGGGAGAUGUACGACACCCGUGUCGGCCGCUUCACCUGCCCUGUCAACGGAACCUAUGUCUUCAUCUUCCACAUUCUGAAGCUUGCCAUCACCGUGCCGCUCUAUAUCAACCUCAUGCGCAACGAGGACGUGAUGGUGUCCGCUUAUGCCAAUGAUGGAGCCCCAGAUCAUGAGACAGCCAGCAACCACGCCAUCCUGCCUCUCUUCCAAGGGGACCAAGUUUGGCUUCGUUUGCAUCGUGGUGCUAUCUAUGGCAGCACCUGGAAGUACAGCACCUUCUCUGGCUUCCUAUUGUACCAAGAAUGAACUGCCUUCAGCUGAACAGUCCUCCCAGUGUGUGGGGUGGUUGCUUUGCACUGAAUGGCGAUUAAACUGACAUUUUAGUGUCGUGGUCAGGCUACAUACAAGUGAGUUUUUUUUACAAUAAAGGCCAUUCAUGACAAGUGUCAGUGGCCAAAUUAUAUAAUCCGUAUUCCAGUGAACUCCAUUUGAAGGGGGAUUAUAUUUAUCAAAAGGACUUGAUUGGUUGUGCUCAAUUUGAUUGCGAUACCAGUACAACUGGGCCUUGACCACAUCAUUUUGCUGUUGCACUUACGUUGUUCAGUCAUUUGCUCACUGGUUUCAGUGAAAACUCUAAUGUUGUGAAUUUGUCCCUUUUUGUUAUGUGAAUGGCUUUUGAUUACCAAAAUGUGGAACAUCCAAUUAACUGACUGUAUGGCUGAAUUGUAAUUGUAUCAGAACUCCACUUGAAGCUGAACUCUACCAUUGCUGUGUAUGAAUCUGAAAGAGUGAUUGGGUGGUGGGUAUAGUGUCAAACAUUAAACCAUAUUGUCUAGAAAGAUAACUGUAAAAAAAUCGACAUUGUGCCUUCAUUUUCCGAAUGUUAAAUAAAAUAUGAGCAGUA